AUGCCCGACCAAGUACUCGACGACAUCUCGCAUCGCCGAUACAACCCAUUGACGGGAUCGUGGCUCUUGGUCUCGCCUCAUCGCACCAAGCGGCCUUGGCAAGGCCAGCAAGAGGCGCCAUCCAAAAAUGUCCUUUCCGAGUACGAUCCCAAGUGCUACUUGUGUCCGGGCAACAAGCGCGCCCAGGGCGACAGCAACCCCCAGUACUCCAACACGUUCACUUUCGUCAACGAUUAUAGCGCCGUGAAGGAGGAGCAACAGGAAUACAACCCGGAAACCAAAAAGGAUGACGUCGCCUCCCUCUUGCUGCAAGCCCAGCCGGUCACCGGCCGGUGUUACGUCCUGACCUUCUCCCCAAAGCACAACAUCACCCUAGCCGACAUGGCCGCGGCGGAAAUCGUCCCCGUCAUCCAGACCUGGACGCACAUCUACGCCAGCCACCUGUCCCCCACCCACCCUCUUAGGGCGCAGGCCGACAAGACCCUUGCCAGCAUCCCGGCCAUUCCAGACGGCGAGGUGGACUUCCCCAAGGCCCAGCUGCGGUACAUGCAGAUCUUCGAGAACAAGGGCGCCGCCAUGGGCUGCUCCAACCCACACCCGCACUGCCAGGUCUGGACGACCAGCACGCUGCCCGAGGAGCCGGGCAAGGAGCUCGCGCAAAUGGCCAAGUACCGGAGCGAGCACGGCCGCCAUCUGCUGGCGGACUACGCCAAACUGGAGAUGGAGAAGCAGGAGCGCGUCGUGUGGCAGAACGAGGGCUUCCUCGUCGUCUGCCCGUGGUGGGCGGUCUGGCCGUUCGAGGUGCUCAUCAUCGCGAAGCGCCAUGUCCGCGCGCUGAUCGACCUAACGGACGAGGAGCGGCUGCAGUUCGCCGAGGCGAUGCAGGAGGUUACCAGGCGAUAUGAUAAUUUGUUCGAAACCAGUUUUCCGUACAGCUCCGGCAUCCAUCAGGCGCCACUCGACUGCACCAAGGAGGAGGCUGAGACCAGCUGGUUCCAUAUGCACUUCUACCCGCCACUUCUUCGGUCUGCUACCGUGCGGAAAUUCCUCGUAGGAUACGAGCUGAUGGCCGAGCCCCAGCGGGACAUUACCCCUGAGCAGGCGGCUGCGCGCCUGAAGAACUGCGGCGGAGAGCUGUACAGCAAGCUGUUGAACUAA
Molecule: messenger RNA, 1158 nt
Organism: Parathielavia appendiculata
Lineage: Eukaryota; Fungi; Ascomycota; Sordariomycetes; Sordariales; Chaetomiaceae
Product: galactose-1-phosphate uridylyltransferase
Exons: 4
Coding region: 1-1158 (385 amino acids)
Biological process (GO): beta-D-galactose catabolic process via UDP-galactose, Leloir pathway
Cellular component (GO): cytoplasm
Molecular function (GO): UDP-glucose:hexose-1-phosphate uridylyltransferase activity; zinc ion binding
Source: RefSeq, a predicted model, not a curated record